Messenger RNA from Trichobilharzia szidati, 4674 nucleotides. NCBI's taxonomy places the organism in Eukaryota, Metazoa, Platyhelminthes, Trematoda, Strigeidida, Schistosomatidae. The record is from the annotation of a GenBank genome assembly.
GACGCGGCAUUUAGGCUGUUUGCGUUAUACAUGGAGUUGGAGCUGUUAGGACUUGUGUGUAAUACUACUGCUUUUCUGUGCAGUGUAAUUUGUAUAUAUCAAGGGGAAUAAAUUUAGUCUGCAAACGUAUCAAGCGUCUAAUUCUAUGACACCUAGCAUCAUUUUUAUUUUAACAUGAAAUGUAUCCUUUAGAUUUAUGAUUGGUUUAUGGGUAGUUCCUCAAACGAGUUUAAAGAUGUAUGCGAAAAGAAUUGAUAACGUAUAGGAUGUAUGAAUAUUAAUGAGAUAUUGAACGUGCAUCAUUAUAUUCCAUGUUUUAUUUUCCUAUCAUUUAUUCAUGCAGUCUGAGCUAUCACCUCAUGAUCGUUCAUUACUAUUCUAGACCCACCAAGCGCUUGAUUAUGGCGCGCCCUUAUUAUCCUCCAUACACAAUCUUUUCCAAAUAUAUUUCCGUUUAUUGUAGUUCCUUUGAAUUAUUUCUCUCCACUUUUUGCUGUACGAAGUGUUGCAAUUUUUUGCAAAGUCCUGUAUCAAAAACCGAGCCAGUCACCUUUCCUAGCUUUUAUUUGUUUUCGGACUAUUACUUUAUCAUUUCAUAAGCGAGGUAGCAUUAAACUUAAAGAUAUGCAGGUAGGGGAAUUUUCAUUCUUCACUUUAUAAGAUAUCUGGAAUAUGUGGAGUAGAAUCAAAAAUAACAGAUGAUUUACAACUCAAAAUGUAUCGGUUGCAAAGCUCCUUGAAAAAUUGUAAUUAAUGCCUCCCUGGAAUUAUUUUUAAUCAUCUAGUCUUUCGAGAUGUUGCUGGAUCACCUCUUGGGACUUUUAAGCUACCCGAAGAGUCUUCCUUUAAACUUCUGUGAAUGACUGAGGUAGUAGAUGAUUAAGGAAACUAAUGCAGCUUAGUAAGAUGGGUUAAGUAAACGAUUCGGGUGAAUUAGUAGAAAUUAGCUAAAUUGAGUGAUGAGGAUAUACAUAUACUGCAAUCUUACCAUUGCUUCUAAACUACAAAAUCUUAAUUCCAACUAAUAACAAGGCGAAAAAGUUGUUAUUUCCAUAACAAUUUCCUUCACUGGGCUAUGUGUGCUUUCAAAGUUUUUCACACCAGUGUCUUCGUUAGGUUGAUCAUUUUAGAUAAGGCACUAAGAUAAGUACUAAGGAAUUUAAACUUAGGGUAUGAAACAAGGUAAGUAAGCCCAUGGAAAGAUAUAUAAAGUUUCAUUUAGGUCGCUAGUACAUGUGCUAUCUAUGUUGAACCACCGUCUUUCUAAGAAAGCAAUGUUAGGUGAAAUAGAAUUAAGUUGAAGGGAAUAGUAGUGGUUAGGCCACAAUAUUGCAUCAGUCCAUAAAGUUCCUAACUGUUAGGCUGAGUUGCAUGGCUAUAUUCUCCUGAAAGCUACUGACUAGUAGCCAGAAAUUCUUAGUGGGUUGUUUGAAAGUCGUUCACAGUGGCACAAAAGUAUACUCUGCUUGUCAUCUUCGACAUUGUGAGGGUUUUCACCUAUUUUAACUUGUAAUUUUCUUUUUUCUCUUAUGCUCGUUUGUUCUACUAUCAUUCUGUUUGCGUUGUCAUGUUUUUUGUGCUUUUGUGGUUUGUGGGGAAGUGAAUUGAUGCACGUGUGUGAAAUUCUACGUCGAUCCAUCAGUCAGAUGUAUCAUUGAACAUAAAGACUGACCUGAAUUCAAUUAUUCUACACCUUAUAAUAAGUUUUUGUUACGCAAUUUUACAUUUGUUCACCUUCCCUUAAUGUGCUGCAACAUAAUUUAUCACCUGUGCAGUAUUCCACUUUGACCUGCUUACCUUGUCCAUCUUACAUUUUACUCACUGUUUUCAGUGUAAAAUCACUAUCUUAUUUCACUGUAACAAUUUGAUUCAGGAUAUUUGUAUCUGACAAGAUCCACGAAAUAGAAUAAUUGUUUUUCCUGCUUAGAUGGCAAUAAAAUGGGUUAUAGGUAGUAAGGCUAGAAUUUCACUAAGUGUAGAUUUAUUUUUAUUGCACUAAUUUUUAACCUUUGUGUAUCAAAGGUAUCAUAAUCCCAGGUUACGUCAUAUCCGACCCUAUGUAUUUUACUUGAAUGGUUUGUACAUUUAGACGAGUUACAGGAAGUUCUAGUAAAUUAUACUCAUGAUAUUAAGUGUGAAUUUUCUCUCAUAGGGAAUGUCAACAAAAGGGAAAUCGCAAGAUGAAGUCGUUUCUAGUGAAGAGGUGAAAAAUCCAAAAACAAAUUCUUUUUAUGAUGAAGAGAACUCUGUGAAAUUGGAUGGAAGCGCUCAUGAUCUUCUGCAGUUCAGGGAAUACUGUGAAUUACUGCGGGAAACGAUAAGAACAACGUGGCAACGUAAAAAGUCACAAGAAAAAAUUUGCUCCUCACAAUUUGCUAGUCUGAUGAUGUCUUUAAAGGAAUUGAACAGAAGAACACAAUUUCGAAUUCGAAAGGCUCGAGAACUAACUCUAGAGAAUAAAAAUAAAGUGGAUCAGCUACAUUUGGGUCUGCAAAACCUUUUAUAUGAAGUCGCUCAUCUCGAAAAUGAAAUUCAAACUUGCUUAGAAUUCAGAUCUAGACAUGAAGAUAUAAAACUAAUUCCAGUAGAUGAAUUUUAUGAAAAAACAGGACGUAAAGUUGGAAGUUUGUCGGAACAUCAAGAAACAUUGGAACGUCUUUAUUGGGAACUUGAACAAAGAAAAGCUUUAUCUGAUUCUUGUGAUAAAUUAAAAAAUUCAGUUGAAUCUACAUCACAAACAAUUAAGAAUAAACGAAACUAUUUAGCAAGCUUUGGACCGAAAUUAAAAGAUGUCAUUGAGAGCACUUUAAUUGUGCAAGAGCUGAUGGAUUUACCAUUCACAAAAGAAAAUGAACAGUACAAAUUGGCCUUCCUUUUGCCGUCACCAUUGUAUAUCCUGUAUUCGGUUUUAAAGUCAUACAUAUCUAUGUCAGGGAAAAACUCAGAACUUUUUGUAUCUAUUGAUGGUGAUUCGGAACUGGCAAGAGCUGUUAAUCAGUCAUUGGAACAGUCAGACUUACAGUCUUCUCCACAAGAAGCUGAGGAUUCUGAUAUGGAAGACAGAGAAGGAAAUAAGAAGCGCAAAAAGAAGCGUCAUACAGGAGAAGAUUUAGAUGAGAUGGAUAAAGAAUCCACAACGGAGAAAACAAUUAAUCUACAUCCAUUAACAGUUUCUUUGACAGUUGGUAUUCCAAAAACAACAGAUAUACCAGUGAAUGAGAAUGGCUUUAGUGUAAAUUUGUCUUUUGCCUGGAUUCUGGAUUUGCAUUUAGUAACAGUUAGGUUACAGUUCCCACAAGAUAAAUCUACUCCACUUAUGCGAUCAAAAACCGGAAACGAUCUGCUUAAUUCUGAACAACUCUUGUCUAAUUUGUCAUGGUCUUGUGAUCAGUUUGGUUUUGGUGACUUUAGUUCUGAUAUGCCUAUUUUAUUCCUACCUGACUCACAAAAAUCUCUUUCAUGGAAUGCAUGUGAAUCUAUUGGACGACCAUAUUCCUGGGCUCAACAACUUUCAGGAAUAAAUUGCUUUCCAGAUCGGCUACCUGAUAAUAAAUCUGAUGAGCAGUCUUCAUCAUUGAAAUCUAGUGAAACCGAGCAUUUUGGUGAAAUUGAAACUUGGAUUAAAUCAAUUCAGUCACGUAUUAUUGAUAGAUUGUAUCUGAUUGAAGAACUUGCAGAAAUUGAACGCUCCAACUUGGUCUUAUCACCUGAACAACAGCAAUUAAUUCCUUCUGAAAUUGAUUUAGGUAUUAUUAAGUGGAAAAACUCAAACUAUGAUGCAUUACGGUCUGUUCCUCGUGCUCAGGUUAUGAUAGCUUUAAAUCUGGUUCGUCCCGAAGAUGCAAUUUUCCAAUGUUAUUUUGGAAAAAGUGAAAAUUCUUUUGUUAACGUUUGGGUUUGUAUCCCACCUCAAUAUCCGCACAAAGCUCCACUUUUAAUUGUUGAUGGAUUAAUUUCAUAUGUUGGUUCUGUCGGUUCACGAAAUACAGAAGAAAGUGUAACUGAUUUAUGUGAUCUUCAUGUUCAGGAAUUAGAAACUGAAGUCAAUUGUUAUUGGCAUGAAUUCUUUAUAGCGUCUUUAGAUCAAAAUGUUGGACUGGCAGUUGUCAAUCAUGUUGGAAAUCACAGUAGUAGUAAUAAUAGUGUUACAGACACUUCAUCAAAAGCUACUACUACCACUACUACUCAUAAUAAUAACGACAACAAUAGUCAGUGUACUGAGUUAAGUAAAUGGUGUCGUAAUAUAUUAUCAUGUCAGUUAGCUCGAUGUGCUUCUUGUAUUGAUGCUCUAUGUCGAGAUCAAAUUAUGUGGAGGAAUUCAUUGAAAUCAUCAAAUAAUAAUUCAUCUGUUCGUGGUGUCAAAUAUCCAACGAGAAGUCGGCCUCUUCGUUAUCUACCUACGCCAGGUGCUUUUGUUCAUCGUUAACACUCACUUGUGUAUGUGCGUUUUAAUACUGACUAUUUGGGUGUCAUUUUUUAUCCACCCUUUCGGAUAUUCUGUAUUUCCCUGUUACCCCACCUUUGUUGAUAAUUGAUGCAAAAUUGAAAAAAAGUACUUUUUAAUCAUAAGCCUUUUUAUUAACGUGUAAUGUACACGCUUAUUUGUACAGAACGCAUAAUCUGGAGAUGGCUAAUGUAAUGGUUUUUUAUAAAAAUUUUAGUUUUUUUCUCCUA